AUCCCCGCUAGCUAAAGUCCGGCUGCUUCAAACGGAACCAAAACCCAUAAAGUGGAGUUUAUUGACUCAGAACUGGGUUAACCGAACCGUGCUCUCUGGUCCGAACUGGGCUAGUGGUGGGAACUGGGUCUGUGUGUCAGCGCAGCCCGGUUCCUGUGUUUCCGGUGGGGAGGCGGGGGGUCCAGCUGCCAACAGCCUAAUCAGCCUCACCAUCUCCGCCGGAAGCCGGGACGCAGACCGAACCGACACCGGCCCCGGACCCGGUGGAUGUCUGGUAGCUGAAAGCCGAAGCAGAGACGGAGAGCAGCGGGCAGGAGCCAUGGCGGCGUCGCUUCUCUCCGAGACCGACAUCAGGCACCGGUCCAUGGCGGAGGAGGAUCCGAACGGGAACGAGCACGGGGCGGCUGCACGCAGCGCGGUGCCUCGCUGGGGGCCGCAGCACGCCGGGGCUCGACAGCUGGCCCGGCUCUACUCUCCAGGUAAACGGCUCCAGGAGUGGGUUUGUGUGAUUCUGUGCCUCUUCCUCUUCAUCAUCAACUUCUCCUUCCUCCUCCUGCACUUCUCCAUUGUUCACGUCUACAGGAUCAUCCUCGGCAUCGUUCUCGGAAUAGUGACGGCAGAUUUUGCCUCAGGGAUCGUCCACUGGGGCGCUGACACCUGGGGAUCCGUGGACAUUCCCGUCAUCGGGAAGGUGAGCGUUCACUCUGAAAACCUGCAAAAACUCAAAAAUCACUGCAUCGUUGUUUCACACAGCAACACCAGAACAUUCACCCAUGAUCCCACACACUUUCUUUACUUGACUUCCAAGUUUCUUUGGUAUUUUUGUGACAUUUUGACACAAAAAUACAAGCAUUUACUGUAAACGUUUAUUAAAAUGUUUCAUAUUUUUAAUAUGGUACCAUCAAACAAAUGUAAUAAAAUGAAACCAUAUAGAGUGUUUACCUGUUGGAUGGGGGUGCACGUCACUCAAAAGAGACACAAACACGAGGAUGCUAGAAAAGCAGCGUGUAGUAAUUUUAAUAACUGCCUUGGUUUUGUCCGGUUACUGUAGCGGUACUUCGAUCAUCUAUGGCUCAGGUGCCCAAUCCUUUCAGGACGACAGUCAAAAUAGUCAAGUUAAUAAUCCUGUUGGGCCACAAAAUGUGAGUCUAUUAAAAGAUGUUUUAUGAGAAAGGUUUUUCAUUUAUGCUCCUUAACACAGAUCUAAAGUGGGCAUGCUAGUGAAACUCUGAAAGCGUCACUCUUCUCACAACUGGAGUCUGGAACUCAUCAGAUCCAGAAAACCUUUCCAGAAGCUUUUGUAAUACUUUGACUUUUUUUUGUUGUACCUUCAUAUUCUAAAUAAUUUUUUAUAUUUUUACAUUUUUAGUUUUUGUGAUGCGCCUCGUGAUUUUUAUCUUGAGAGACGCUAUAGAAAUGAUCGUUUUAUGAAACAAUCAGACCAGCAGCAGCAACUAGCAGGAAUUAAAAUAUCAGCGACUGCAGAGACCAUUCUGUGUCGUAUCUUCGUCACCUUGAACUCCUGUUUCUCCUGAGGCGGCGUUGCCAUGGCAGCGGGGUGGUUGCACCUUUUUCCCCAGAGCCUUUGGACUGCUGUAGUGACCUGGAAAUGAAAUGUCAGUGUAGCACACAGCCAUGUCUCUGUGGACCGUGGUGCCCAUGGAUCUCACUGCUCAACACACACACACACACACACACACACACACACACACACACACACACACACACACACACACACACACACACACACACGGUAGGACUACGUGUUGAAACAAAGCAAGAGUUCGAUGUUUCUGCUUAGCUGUAAAAGUUUAUUUACACCUGCAGUUUUUCAGAUUGAUCCACGUUUCUGAUUAAAUGCACAAACGCUAACAGCUCUCUCAUUAGCAACAUGUUAGCAAAAUAUUAGCAAAGCAUUUGCAACACCUUCAGUUAAGUGGGAUCCUUCUUGGGCCACAAAAACAGACAUAAACUGUGAUUUUCUGCUCAUUUUAAGCUGAUUUUCCACUUUGGGUCUGGAUGAAAUGUGUGUCGUGUCGUAAGAAAGGGGCUUAUGACCUUAUGACCAGCUCCCGAUCAGUUAUUUUGCAGUUACACACACACACAUGCACGCAUGCACGCACACAUACAUGCACACUUACAGACACAAAAACAUACACACGCACGCACGCACACACACACACACACACACACACACACACACGUACACGCACACGCACACACACACACACACACACACACACACACACGCACGUACACACACACACACACACACACACACACACACACACACACACACACACACACACACACACACGCAUACAUGCACACACACACACACAAAAUACACACACACAC
Messenger RNA from Nothobranchius furzeri (turquoise killifish), 2358 nucleotides. NCBI's taxonomy places the organism in Eukaryota, Metazoa, Chordata, Actinopteri, Cyprinodontiformes, Nothobranchiidae. The record is from RefSeq and is a predicted model, not a curated record.